CACCAGGACGGGAUGUGUACAUACUCAGAAGAACCACAGAAAAUCGACAGCAGGAACACUCCUUUCACAGAUUCAGUAUUGAGAAUGAUAGUUUCUUUGAAACACCAACUAUAGCUUCAUCGGACAUAUUCACCAUGAUAUCUAGAAAACAGAGCUGUCAGCACUGAGGUCUCUGCAGUCGGGAGAAGAUGAUCUUCCUCAUCCUGCUGCUCCUCUUCCUCACCCCCUGUGUCUCUGGAACAUUUGUAGUGAAUGUGACUCAGGCUUCCUAUCAGGCAGAGGAGAACCAGAACAUCACCCUGGAGUGGACCUUCAGCACCAGAAGAGACACUUCCCUCAGAUCCAUUUCUACCUACUGUUUCCUUUAUACUAAUGACCGAACCUCAGUUCUGUUUGAACUACGUGAAGGUGUUGAAUCCCCAGAGUCUCAGGAUCCAGAGUUUUCAGGACGAGUCCAGUGGGACAAAGACGUCCUCACAGAAGGACGCCUCACACUUCAUGUCUCCAGACUCAGGACCAGUGACUCUGGGUUUUAUCGGUGUGACAUACUCGUCACACCUGAUGGGACUAACUCUAGGAGAUGCUGGCUCAACGUCACUGCAGCGACACAUUGGAACAAACCUGAGACUCCCAACACAGGAAGAAACAAACCUGAGACUCCCAACAGAGGGAGACGGAGAAGGAUUGGCCUCUACUCAGCGUUAGCACUGGUUUCUGUUCUACUUGCUCUAUGUGUCUGUGUGCUUCUUAACUUCAGACGACAAGCAGCCAGUGAACAGGGUUCAGACUCAGCGAGUGGACCAACUGAAGCUCUUUGACACUAUGUGUUACAUUAAU
Messenger RNA from Trematomus bernacchii (emerald rockcod), 837 nucleotides. RefSeq names its product myelin-oligodendrocyte glycoprotein-like. Gene Ontology annotation, biological process: positive regulation of T cell proliferation; cellular response to lipopolysaccharide; negative regulation of T cell proliferation. The coding region runs from base 189 to 818 and encodes 209 amino acids. NCBI's taxonomy places the organism in Eukaryota, Metazoa, Chordata, Actinopteri, Perciformes, Nototheniidae. The record is from RefSeq and is a predicted model, not a curated record. The transcript has 5 exons. Gene Ontology annotation, cellular component: external side of plasma membrane.